AUACCGAGAAUAAUAGGUUCGUACCUGAUUGGAAAGUUUACUAGAGAAGGUUAUAGAUGGCGUGCGUGUUCGAAUAGUAGGAAAAGUAACCGACAACGGCAGUUCAGUCGUCAGUCGAGCUCGAGCGAUCAAGUAGAGAGGAUCGUGUCCGCGCGUGGUAAAGCGGUGGGGGGAAAAAAAGAGAAUCGAGAGGAAAAGGAGGAAUUAGUGUUGGUGUGUCGUGUGUACAAUAGUUAAUCAACGGCAACCAAAAGUUUUCGUUCGACUUGUUACACGCGCCAUGUGUUAUCAUGUUUCAAAGUUCUUUUUCUUUUUUUUUUUUUUUUAAGUAAAUGUAAAAUACACAUUGUGGCCGCAUAACAAACGGAAAAGAAAAGAGAAAAAGAAGAAAAGAGAAAAAGGAAAAGGUAAUUGAGAAACGUAGAAUCAUUAGUUGACAGUAAUGAAAUCGUUCUUGAUAUCGUAUCGAUAUGAUUAAUCAAAUGUUGAUACGUUGGACGAGAAUAAUCGUGUUUUAAGAAGUAUAUUUUAUUUGCAAUUUUAUUUGUCUCUCUUUCUCACUUUAUUUGUCUGUUUCUGUCUCUAUCCCUCUCUCACUCUCUCUCUCUCUCUCUAUCUAUCUCUCUUUCUCUCUCUCUCUCUCUCUCUCGUAAGAAAAUUAUUUAGAAAGAGUGCAUAUAAGAAGAGGUUAGGAAUAAUAUUAUGAACGUGAUAAGGAGAACGGUAGAGUGUUGUGCGAGAAAGUGGCGAAAACUGUGAGGACGAGAGAAGAGGAAGUGGAGACGACGGUGGAAACGUCGGAGGAGGAAGAGGAGGCGGAGGACGAUAGAAAGAAACGGUGUAAUAACAGUGAGGAAGAGGAAGACGACGACGACAACGACGACGACGACGACGACGAAGAAGAAGAGAAGAAACGUGUUGGUAGUGGUCGGUGACACAGAGAAGAAUAACAGUGGUGGUAGUAGUGUUUGAUGGUGGUGGUAACGGUGCGUCGACAAUUUUUACUCUUCAAAAAUACUACUCUACUAAUGUAAUAGUAGUAGUAGUAGUAGUAGUGGUAGUUUAUAGUAAUAGUAAUAGAAAUUAUAAUAAUAAUAAUAAUAAUAAUAAUAAUCGCUCGGUAAAUCGGGUGUGCUGCGUGCGCGUGUUAUGUGGUGAUGUUUUCCGUGGCGCGUAUAAGAGAGGUACUGCUGCGCUGUCAAAAAAAGAAAGAGAUAGAAUAACAGCGGCAAAAGUAACAACAGAAACAAAAGUAAUAGCAACAACAAGAGCAGCAGCAGCAGCAGCAGCAGCUGCCCAGUGAUAUUGUUGUGUCGUCUCGUCGUGUACACUUAUUGCGUGUGGCGGCAGUAAAAGCGUGCGUCAGAGAAUAAGUGUUUGGGACACGCACUAUAUUUUUCCUCGAUGCGUGUGUGCGCGUAGUCAACUAUCUUUCAUUCUCUCUCUCUCUCUCUCUCUCUCUCUCUCUCUCGCUCUCUGUUGCAAUAUACAGUGGCAGCCGGGCAGGCGCAUUGGUACGUCGUUUCGUUGGUUGUGUUCACGUUCUCUCGCGUCUCUACCCCUCGUCAAAAAGAGAGAGAGAGAAAACGUUUCUCUUUAUCCUCUUCUACCACCCAUUAUAUAUAUAUAUAUAUACAAACACACAUACACAAACUAUAGAUAUAUAUAUAUAUAACCAUCACCUACCUCGUCGUUUGUAGUCACUGUCCUUCUCUUUCCGUGUCUCUCAUCCAGUCUGUCUCUCUCUCUUUCCCUCUCUCUCUUUCUCACAAACACUCAUCACCAACCACAUCCACCCGUUGUCCUCUCUCUCUCUCUCUCUCUCUUGCUCACUCACUCACUCGCUCGGUCGGUCGGUCGUUCGUUCGUUCGUUCGUUCGUUCGUUCGUUCGUUCGUUCGUUCGUUCUAUCGCACGCUCUGGGGCCACCGCACCGAAGGCGACCGAGCCAGGCCACCAGGCGCUGCUACGCAAGAUGGCUGUGUGUCGCUAACGAGAGCCCAAAGAGAACCGGACGGGUAAACGAGAAGCCGGGGCAUAAACGGAACAUGCGGCUACGCGAUCAUCGGGCCCGUCCCUGAAGAGAGAGACACUGGCCAACUUAGCAGAGAGGAGGAGCCGAACGAGGGCCGAGAGAUAGGAAUGUGUGACAUGUUCAUCCAAACACAGCAGACGAGUAGCGUCAACGGCAGCAGCAGCAGCAGCAGCAGCAGCAGUAACAACACCGCUCACCACCACAGCAAGAAACGCAAGUUGGAGUACAACGUGAGCCAGCCGGUGAUCCAGCACGGAUUGGUCCAAUCGACCGGCGACUAUCAAUUGGACAAUACCGGACUGCAACAGCGGUACUCCGUGAACGGUGCUAAUACCGCAUUUAGCUCGCUGCACAACAAUAAUGCGCUGCAGAAGAGUAGCCCGAACCAGCAGACCCUGGUACGAGCCUCGACGAUCAAGCUCCUAGACACCUACCAACGCUGUGGCCAGAAGAGAAAAACUUGGUCGAGGGAGGGUAAUGGUGACGCCCUGGCAGUCCACUCCGCCAACGCGACGAACGCAGUGGGUAGUACUAUAGUGUCGCAGCAUUAUACCCAACAGCAACAGCAACAGCUGCAGCAACAACAACAGCAACAACAACAGCAACAGCAGCAACAACAACAGCAACAGCAGCAACAACAACAACAGCAGCAACAGCAGCAGCAGCAACAACAACAGCAGCAACAACAACAACAGCAGCAACAACAGCAACAUAAACAAGCAGGGAUGACAGCUCAUAGCAAACAAGUUGCAAACGCGGCCAAUGGGGGUGGCGGAGGUGGUGGAGGUGGGGGCGGUGGUGGCGGAGGUGGAAGUAAUCCUCAGGGGGAUGGUGAUUAUCAUUUGGUCCAACACGAAGUUUUAUACUCUAUGACCAAUCAGUAUGAAGUUCUUGAAUUUUUGGGCAGGGGUACGUUCGGCCAGGUUGUCAAAUGUUGGAAAAAGGGUACCAAUGAAAUAGUAGCCAUCAAAAUUCUUAAAAACCAUCCCUCAUAUGCGCGCCAAGGGCAGAUUGAGGUCUCCAUCCUGUCACGACUAAGUCAGGAAAACGCGGAUGAGUUCAACUUUGUGCGCGCUUAUGAAUGCUUUCAGCAUAAAUCACACACCUGUUUGGUGUUUGAGAUGUUGGAACAAAAUCUUUAUGACUUUUUAAAGCAAAAUAAAUUCUCACCGCUACCUCUUAAAUUUAUCAGGCCGAUACUACAACAGGUUUUAACUGCUUUAUUAAAGCUCAAGCAAUUGGGCCUUAUACACGCGGAUCUUAAGCCAGAAAACAUCAUGUUAGUGGAUCCUUCACGUCAGCCAUAUCGAGUGAAAGUCAUAGAUUUUGGUUCGGCCUCUCACGUAUCAAAAGCAGUUUGCAAUACUUAUUUACAAUCGCGAUACUAUCGUGCACCAGAAAUUAUUCUUGGACUUCCUUAUUGUGAAGCGAUAGAUAUGUGGUCGCUCGGAUGUGUCGUAGCAGAAUUGUUUUUGGGAUGGCCCUUGUAUCCGGGCAGCUCGGAGUACGAUCAGAUUCGAUAUAUUAGUCAAACUCAGGGCCUACCAACGGAACAUAUGUUAAAUAAUGCUAGUAAAACGACGAAAUUUUUUUAUCGAGACAUGGACAGUACGCAUCCGUUUUGGCGAUUAAAGACACCGGAGGAACAUGAAGCAGAGACUGGAAUUAAAUCAAAAGAAGCUAGAAAAUAUAUUUUUAAUUGUCUCGACGAUAUUGGCCAAGUUAAUGUACCGACUGAUUUAGAUGGUGGUCAGCUUUUACCUGAAAAGGCAGAUAGGAGAGAGUUCAUUGACCUCUUGAAGAGGAUGCUCACCAUGGACCAGGUAGAGCGCCGAAUAACACCUGGAGAGGCUUUGAAUCAUGCUUUCGUUACCCUGGCACAUUUAGUCGAUUAUGCGCAUUAUAACAGUGUCAAGGCUUCCGUCCAAAUGAUGGAGGUUUGCAGAAGAGCCGGCGAUUUUACUGCAAGUCCUGCUCACCAUCAAGCACCACCUGCUCCUCAACCACCCCCGCCUACAUCCUUAGUAGCUAAUUUUGUACCAACGACAAAUGGUAGCGCAGUUACUCUUACGUUUAACAAUCAACUGACCAAUCAAGUGCAACGUUUAGUUAGAGAACAUCGCACUGCUCCAACGGGCUAUGACAAUCUGUAUCAAAUCUAUAGCAACAGCAGUCGUCGGGCAACGCAAUACAGUGGUUCUUCUAGUGGUUCAAACAGUGGUCGAAGUGCGGUGCAUGAUUUUUCACAUCAAUUAGUACCUGGUAUAUUAUGUCCUCCUCCUGGUUAUCAAACAAUGCCAAGUCCAGCCAAACACGUAGUAGUUGCUCAGCCACCGCAGGCUCAACAAGGUCCACUUCAAAUUCAACCGUCGAUCAUAUCGCAGCAAGCUGUUGCGGCAGCUGCGGUAGCCGCGCAACAACAGUACGCAGCAGUUCCUGUGUCUAUGGUAGAAACUGGACGACAAAUGUUGCUCACUAAUGCCGUACAAACAUCAUGGCCUGGUGGAAGUCGACAAAUGGCUGCAAUAGUUCCAUCUUGGCAACAAUUACCACCACAGCAUGCAGCCAUUCAACAGCCAUUAUUAAGCGAUGCUGGAGAUUGGGGUAGACCACUUAUCGUGGAUAGUUCUGCCAUAUUACAGGAUCAGCGGCCAGUAUUUCCUGUCACGGAAGUAUAUAACACUAGUGCUCUCGUCGAACAUCCACCGCAAGGUUGGGGCAAACGUAGUGUAACGAAACAUCAUCAACAUCAUGUGACCGUACCUCAGCAAAGUCAACAUAGGCAUGAACAUAAAAAGGAAACUCAACAGUUGAGUCCAGUGAAAAAGAGAGUGAAGGAGAGUACACCACCAAGUAGUAUGAGACGACAUUCACCUUCGAGUGGACAUUGGCAACAACAACCAAUUCAAUCUCAUCAUCACAGCAGCAAGCACAGUAGUAGUCACAAUGUAGAACAUCAACAAGUUGCAUCCGUCCGGCAACAAACUAUCACGAUAUAUGAUACACCAUCUCCGGCUGUUUCUGUUAUUACUAUUAGCGACAGCGAAGAUGAGUCACCUGGGAAAUGCUGUGGCGAUCGUCAAUGCGGAGCCUGUCAAAGUUUGGCAACUCGCCUGUCUGGCGACGGACGUCCUGUCCGUGAGGAGGUCAUUCGAAGUACACAAUCUACACCGAGAGUUGUACCAACGAUGCAGCAAGCUCACUCAAGUACGCAAGCUCACACAAGUUCUCAUACGACAUCACAAAGCUCGUCACAAAGAGCUCAAAGGAAGAAUGUUAUUAGCUGUGUUACGGUUGGUGAUAGCGAUGGCGAAGUUAGUCCAGGCAGAGCUCAUGCACAUUUGUAUCAACAAGUACCACAACAUCCGCAACAUCAACAAACCACCACUCAACAUAUUAAACAUGAGCCACAGCAACAACAUCAUGUUAGCAGCAGUAGUUCUGGCUAUUCCUCUCAGUCACAAAAGAAGAGAUUAUUGGCUAAGGUACAAUCCGAGUGCAAUAUGGUGAACGUUACAACUAAAUCUGAACCUGGCGUUGAGUAUGUCGCUCCACAUCCAUGUCACGCGCCAGCAUGCAAAGAGCCACCAACCUAUCAGGAUGACGCCUAUGACAUGCAUGACUACUUCUUGCAGUAUGUGACAACAAGUAGCGCUCAUCCUCAUCUCCAAGAGCAACACAUCGUUUACACAACUGGUACCGACAAGCGAGUCUCUUGGCCUGGAAAACGAGCAGAGUAUAAACACGAAUACGUACAACCACCAGCAGCUCAUUCAAGAGAUCAUCAAAAGUGGGCAGUAGCAAAUCCUGUUCAUCAAUAUAGGCAGAGCCAGGUGGUAGGCUCGGCAGCCCAUCCGGGUCAUACCCACAGCCACCAUGGGCAUCCAGUCCAUCUGAGUCCUGGGGGUGGUGGUGGAGGCAGAAGCCCCACAGGCGGACCUGUGAUAGGGGGUGCCCAGCAUCUGGGACAACCUCUCUACCAGGAGUACGCUCAUGUGCGUUCAAGAGCACAUGCUGUGCCACCCCCUGUAUAUGUUACUGCUGCGCCUUCUCAGGCUCCUACUGCUAUCCAGCAGCAACAAGUGCCCACCUUUCAGGGAUUCACACCCGGGUGGGUACCUAGACACCUAGUUGAUGCAUGCAUCUCGUCUCCAUUAACGUUGUAUGAUUCUAGUCGUGCGUUGCCACCACCAGCUCAUCACAGCUCAGCCAGACCAUUACUGGCAAGCCAUGCAGCGCAUCCUCUACCAGCACAUAUGCAACCUACUGCUGUUUAUGGAUUGGCACCACUUUCACCAGCUAAACACCAGUAUCAACCGUCUGGUUUGUGGUUUACGGAGUAAAUUAUAUAUUCCUAUAACGAAGAGUUUUAAAGUGCAUUCUCUAACUGUUAGUUUAAACUCUUCUUACCACCAUUACCACCACCACCACCACCACCACCCCCUCUUUUAUUUCUUUUUCUGUUUCCUGGGAAACUUACGAUCUCUCUUUUCCUCUCGUUUAUCGAUGUGUACAACACAAUGAGAAAUUCUUAUGAAAUGAAAAAGGACGUAUUGCUUAUAUCUUAUAUAUAUAUAUAUAUAUAUAUAUAUAUAUAUAUAUAUAUAUAUAUAUAUAUAUAAAUAUAUUGAUGUAAGAUAUUUAUCAAAAGACUCAAAUUUCGUCUGCCUAUAUUUCUCUCUCUUUCUCUCCCCCUCUUUCUCUCUCUUUUUCUCUCUCUCACUUUCUCUGGAAAGAAUUCUACUUUAAUGACUGUUAUUUUUAUUAAUGGAAGAGAACAAUCAAGUUAUAUUAAUGUAUCUUUGAAAGGAGACUUUGAGAAAAAAAAAUUGCUAAGUUAGCUUCUUAGAAGAGACGAUCUUUUGAAAUAUUGAAAAUUAUCAAUCCGUCCUUGAUCAGCAGUAUCGUCUCUGUUCCUUAAUUGUAUAGGUGGAAAAAAAAAAGAAGAAAAAAAAAACAAACAAACAAAACAAACAAAGAAAAAAGAACAAUUGAGUUCGUGACAGUGACGAUACAGCAUAUAACAAUAGUUUCAUAGAAAAUAGAUCUCUUGCUACUUUUUAUUUAUUAUUCUUUGUUAAUUUUUAACCAUAGAAGAAAAAAGAAAAGAAAAGUAAUGUCCUUUUUCAAUUCUUACGACUUGUAGGAAAAAAUUGUAAAAAAGAAAAAGAAAAAAAAGAAAAAAAAAAGAAAAAAAGAUUUAUAAAUCGUGUGUAGUUUAGAUUACUAUUCUGCACUCUUACAAUUACAUCACGAUAUAUAUAUAUAUAUAUAUAUAUAUAUAUAUAUAUAUAUAUAUAUAUGUUGGCAUUCUUAUUAAAAUUAACAAAGAUUUGUAAUAAUGUACAACACACUCUAGCGUGUGUGUGUGCGUGUGCGUGCGUGCGUGCUCGUACGUAUGUGUGUGUAUCAAUUGAUUCGUUAUUUUUAUCGUAAGUUUCCAGGAACAAAAAAAGAAUAGAAUUUAUUACAAAGAAGGGGAUGAAGUAAAAACUCGUAAAAUAUUUGGGGAGAUCAAUUGCGUUUCGAUUAUUCUCAAUUUCUUUUUAAUUAUUAUUAUUAUUCUUUUUUUUUCUUUCUUUUUUUUUUUUUUUCUUUUUAUCAAAAAUAAUUGCAGAAUUAUUAAUUACAAUUUCAAUGGGUGAAUAUAUAUAUAUAUAUAUAUACAUAUAUAUAUAUAUAUAUUAUAUAAAUAAUAUUCGAAUGGAAUUAUUCUUCUAUUCGGAUAUAAUCAUUUGAUUAUAAAAUAUUAUUAUCUGUAAAUUUUAUUUAUUACGAAUAAGUUUGCAUUUCUCUCAUGGUAUGCUUGGGUGCAUAUCAUGUAUAUUGUUUUUAAUGAUGAUUAAAUGAAGGUAUCUUAUAGAAUUAUUAAAGUUCUUCAUCGAAUCUGAAAGCAAUGGUUAUAUAUAUAUAUAUAUAUAUAUAUAUAUAUAUAUAUAUAUAUGUAUAAUUUGAUUGCUAAUGAAGUUUCGAUUAACUAUUUCUAAAGAAUUUUUUCUGCUAAGAGAUGCCUUUUAUAGUCUUUUAAGUAUCUUACGUGUAUAAAUAACUGGCACUUAAAGUUUAACGAAUUUAAAUAUUCUCUCAUUAUUAUUUUUCCAUUUCUGUAUUUUCAUAAAUACCAAAUUAAUAAGAAAUCUUACAUAUGUAUAUAUAUAUAUAUAAAUAUAUAUAUAUAUAUAUAUAUAUAUAUAUGUAUAUAUAUUUCAAACAAAUAUACAUGUGUUACCCUAUUAACAUGCAUACGAGAUACAUUAUUCAUGUAGGAAAAGAAAUGCAUGUAGGUAUUUAUUAUUUUUUUUUUCUUUUUUUUUUCUUUUUUUUUGGGCUCUUUUCACUUAGGAAAUAAUACAAGAUUUCUUAUCAUUAGGAGAUAAUUAGUAGAUGCGAAGGACACUCGUUCAGAUAACUGAUUGUACAAAGUGUAUUUCAGAAUUUAGUGAUUGAAUUUACUGACUCGUUGGAUUAGAAUUUUUUCUAACAAAGAGAUUGCUUAGUGUUCGCAUAUAUUACACACACAUAUAUAUAUAUAUAUAAUAUUAUAUAUAUAUAUAUGUAAAAUGAACUGUACCUUCUUGAAUAGCUUCAUUAUUAUUUAUUAACUUACUUUAUUUUUUUUCGUCUUCGUCUACUUGUUAUUAUUAUUAUUAUUAUUAUUAUUAUUUUUAUUAUUAUUAUUAUUAUUAUUAUAUUAUUAUUACUACUAUUACUAUAAAUAGGCGCUAUUUUUUAAAAUCGAAAUUUAGUCAUUUAAAUGUUUGGUAAUUUUCUAACAAAACAUUAUCUAUUAUCAUAUUUCUUAUUCUUGCAUUUCGACCUAGUUGUAUAUUUAGACAAAUAAUGCACAAAUGUGUAUUAGAUUUCACCAAAUGAAAUAUGAUACAUAUAGUGCACGAAGAAAGUUUAAGAAAUUAUAAAGAAAUAAUAAUUGCUUUGUAAUCAUUAUGAAACGAUGCUACAUCACACAUACAACAGUAUUUAUCACUAGCAUACCAUAUUUCUCAUUUGUAUAAACUCCAUUUCUUUGUAAUGAUAACGUUAAAGAAUCUGUACAUAAUAUUAUCAAAAGGGAUAUUAAAAUCCCUAAUAAUUUCUCUAAUUCUUUUCACUCAUUAAAUCGUGUUCUUCCUUCUCACACUUUUCCACGUCAGGUGUAAGAACAAAAGUUUCUAUAUAUCUCUUAGAAGGAAUAUAUAUAUGUAUGUAUACAUGUAUAUAUAUAUAUAUAUAUAUAUUCCAAUCCGAAUGAACUAUAUUAAUGAGGUAAAGUUUUGAAAGUUGAUUUGUACAUAAAUAUUAAUGGAAUGGCUCUCUUCUUAUUUUGAAGAAAAGAAAUAAAAGGAAAAAAAAAAAAAAAGAAAUAAAUGAAGGGAAAAUAAGUUGCACAUAUGGUUCUUGAAGCCUCCUUUAGCUCAAAUGAGCAUUAUUACUUUUGUGUGGACUGAUAUUGUCUGUAUCUUGUGGUUUUACAUAGAAUGAAGCUUAGAUAUUGUUUUUUGCGAACUAUUCAAUAAUACAAUAAGUGUAUAUAUAUAUGUAUAUAUAUAUAUAUACACAGCUAUAUAUACACACGCAGGACACGCAUACAUAUUAUUUAUAUGUAGCUGUAUGAUAACUCGUAUAGUAUAUGGGGAUUAAUAAUGGGUGUGUUGAUUAGAGAGUGAUUUACGUCCAGAGUUUAAUUAGAGAUAUUUUAUACGUAGAAAACAAAUGAAAGAAAGAAAGAAAGAAAGAUAGAAUAAAUGAAUGAAUGAACGUGCGAGAGAAAACGUGAAAUGGUUUACUAAUAAUGAGAAUCGUAGAGGAAAUUUUAUAUAUAUAUAUAUGUGUGUGUGUGUGUGUGUGUGUGUGUGUGUGUGUGUGUGUGUGUGUGUGUGUGUGUGUGUGUGUGUGUGUGAAUGAAUGCAUAUGUAAAAAAAAAAUUACGCAACAGACACAUAUAUAUUAAUCUAUAUGUAUAUAUGCACAUAUAUAAGUAGUGUAUAAUAUAUAUUAUAAAUAUAAAAAAGGAGUUUUAGGUACGUUACCGUAUACACAGUGAGAGGAAUUAUAAAAACUAACAAAAUAGUAAAAACAAAGUAAAGCAGGUAGUGCGCCGCAAAUAAAAUUGUAUUAACUAUUAGUAAAUAAACAUAUAGGGCCGCGAUAGCUGUUGGGUCCACGAUAAUUUAGCAUCGUAAGUCUCUCGAGUGCCUUUGUAUCGAGAGGCACCAAGAUAAAUUAAUGUGAUCUAAUGGUGUCGUCCCUUCUUUCUAUGUA
This is a messenger RNA of Vespa crabro (European hornet), 10293 nucleotides long. RefSeq names its product homeodomain-interacting protein kinase 2 (gene Hipk). The record is from RefSeq and is a predicted model, not a curated record. Gene Ontology annotation, biological process: peptidyl-threonine phosphorylation; peptidyl-serine phosphorylation. Lineage: Eukaryota; Metazoa; Arthropoda; Insecta; Hymenoptera; Vespidae. Gene Ontology annotation, cellular component: nucleus; cytoplasm. The transcript has 19 exons. Gene Ontology annotation, molecular function: ATP binding; protein serine/threonine kinase activity; protein tyrosine kinase activity. The coding region runs from base 2142 to 6377 and encodes 1411 amino acids.